AUGGCAGCCGCCAGCGAUUGGAGUGAUGUUCUAAAUGUCCAUCCGAUCAGCGCGAUUUUACGAGAAUCAAACCAGAAAGAUCCGAAAAGAAAGACACGAUCGGAUUCUAGAGGUCUGAUCGCAGUCCAAGGAAGCGACUUGUACAUUUGGGACAGCCACACGGCUAGUUGUCUAUAUACAAACUUGAGACAGCUUACGGCAGACGAUUCUGGUGCCGGCGAUUUGGCUAGGAAAUCGAAACGAAGCCAGUUUCAGACAUUGCUGUGUACAAAUACGCCAUCCUUUGAAGUGGAGAGACUACAGUUUUCACCCAGUGGCUGUCACCUGAGCUUGGCUGGGCCUGGGGGCGUUAUCGUUCUGGAGCUGCCUCAACGGUGGGGAAGAUUUGCAGAGUAUGAAGGAGGGAAAGAUGCCGUCUUGUGCAAAACUAUAUCAGUUGGGGAGCGGUACUUUUCAAACCGUAAACAGAUGAAGUUGUUAAAGGCUGAGUGGCACCCUGGUAGUGCAAAUAGUAACCACAUCACACUGCUCACCUCUGAUAAUGUUCUCAGCACUUACAACAUCAUUCAGCCUGAGCAACCUAUAGAAAUUAUCACACUUUCUGACGGCGAUGCUGGGAAUGUUUCGAGGUUUCAGGCUGUUCUGGGGGAUGUCGCCGUCAGUUUCGAUUUCGGCCAGCCAGUGGAAAUGGGUAAACAGAAGCAGACGGCAUGGCCAGUGUACAUCCUGAGGGGGAAUGGAGAUGUGCUGAUGGCAUAUUCCAACCCUAUGCUCUACACCAGCAGCCUCAAACCAGCGAAGAAUAAAUUCCCGGUACAAGGCCCGCUGCGGAUGUUCCCACCUGCUGAGGACAACUAUGGAACAGACGCCUGCUCCAUUCUGUCCCUCAACAGCGACGUCCCUAUCCUGGUCAUUGCCACCUGCUCAGGAACUCUACACCUGUGUGUUUUGUCACCGUCUAAAGAGGACUUUGAUGAUUUACAGUCAGAGUCCUAUUGGCGGACACCUGACUCGUCAGUUCUGUCAGCUGAUGUCCCCGAGAUGACCAUGUGUGUGUAUGAGAGUGUGGAGAUAGAGCUGUCACUGACCACCAUGUCAAUGCAGACAGGAGAGAUCAUCGAUGAUGACUUCAGCUGUCCAAUCAGGCUGGAGCGAGAUCCGGGCUGCUCUGACCGCUUUUACUGUACCCACGCUGCUGGCGUCCACACCGUGGCCUUGCCGUGGAUCACGAACAUCAUCAACUACUGCUCAGAUGACGGUACAGACGAGGACCUAUCUUCUGCCCAGGAGUGUGUUGUGGAGCAUCUAGUCUGUACCAAGCCCUUAGCCAGCAGUCCCUCAUCACCAGUGGGCGGAGUUUGUGUAGUAAGUGACCACACCCCAGGACCCACCCUUCUUGUACUGACUAAUGAGAUGGAGUUUAUUGCCCUGCCACUCAGCACAAAAUACAGAAGUGCCCCCACCCCUCUGGUGUCACUGUCACCCAGUAAGACUAUGAAGUCACCCCUGAGGCGAUUAAGCAAAGAGCCAUUUGAACAACACAUUCGAGGAUUACUCAAGAGGCAGACCUCCAACCCUCUGCUGAGGUCAAGCCAUGAAGCUGACCUUUCCCCACAAGAAUGUUUUGAGCUUCUUACUAGAGCAACACAAGUUUUCCGUGAAGAGUACAUCCAAAAACAGGAUCUGGUCAGGGAGGAAGUAGAAAAACGUGUGAAUAUCUUGAAGCGACAGAAGGAACAACAGCAGAAGGAUUUGAAGAUUUUGGAGCAGACCAAAAGUAGCAUGAGGAACAUGGCCGAAAAUCUGGCAGAGAAAUAUGAAGAGACCCAGGAGAAACAAGACGAGCUUCUCAAGAGGAUAGACGGUGUGACAAGGAAGCUCCAGUCGCGACUUCCUGUUCUGUCUGAUGCUGAGCGAGAACUUCAGAAAGAUCUCAGCAAGAUGAAGGACAACUUGAGACAUAUGGAAGCUCAACUAGAACAGAUUCGCAUAAAGCGCCAGUAUCAAGAGCGCCAAAUCAACCAGUCCAGAAAGGCAGGAUCAUCAAGUUCCGUCCUGAAUACUAACCAGUCAUCGCAGAUAAAAGAAGUUUUGAAUCAACAAAAUGAAGACAUCUGCAGCCUUAUGAAGAGUGUCAGCGAGCUUAAGUUAGAAGUUGGAACAUGAUGGCAGCCGUGUUUGAUAUCUUCAUCAAUGGUCUUCUUGUCGUCCUGCAGUGACACUAAACAGGAUCAUUUUUCCGUUUUCAGGUUCACAUACAGAUUUAUUCUGGCAUAAACUAACUGACUGAAACAAAGUGCCAGUGCUGACAAUCAUUGAGGUAAAAACAAGAUGACAUUGUGGUAUAUAAUGAAACUAAACAAAGGGGCAGUGCUGACAGUCAGUGAGGUAAAAACAGGAUGACAUUGUGGUAUAUAAUGAGGUGAAACAUAGUGCCAGUGCUGACAGUCAGUGAGGUAAAAACAAGAUGACAUUGUGGAAUAUAAUGAUGUGAAACAGAGUGGAAUUGCUGAAAACUAAUGAGGUGAAACCAAGAAAUCUUGUUGCAAAAGGUGGCGAAAUAGAGUGCCAUCUUUGAAAACAAACAGGGUGUAACCAGGCCACAUUGUUGAAAACUACUGAGUAGCCUUGCUGAAAGCCUAGUGUUAUGUGAAUAGCCAUAACAAAAUGCUGCAUUAAUCAGCCUACUUUCCGGUCUAGGAAUGUUCGUUAAAUUUUGUGUCAUAAAGCAAAGGUCGAAAUUAACAUUGUAAGUCUGCCCCAGGUGGACAUAAUUUGCUAGGGACAACCACAACCAGGCGCUUUCAUUAGGUUCAGUUAUAUAUUUCUAGCACUGAGACAAUGGUCGUUUUGGGGUCAGCCGGCUGGAACAUCUAAUUUCGAUCCCUGCAAAAUGUUGAUAUAAGUAGUUUGCCUGCAGUGUUUGUGAUCAAAAAGUUUCAUCAAGAUAACAGAAUAUUUUGUCCGCGGGUGAUUAUUUUCAGCACAGCCCGGUGCUAACAGGAAAACUAUUUAUAUAUACGUUCAUAUGUACGUUAGUGCAAGUACUUUAUGUUAAGUCUAAUGACAGUUAUCAUGGAACCACCAGGUUGCAACUGAUGUCACAAGAACAUUUGUGAAAGUUCAGCGAACAACAUUUUCCACAGAAUUGCCACGGACUGGCUGACAGUAUAUACAUGAUGUAGGUGAGCUUAAUCAUGGGUGCUACCACGGACAUCUU
Molecule: messenger RNA, 3220 nt
Organism: Liolophura sinensis
Lineage: Eukaryota; Metazoa; Mollusca; Polyplacophora; Chitonida; Chitonidae
Product: nucleoporin 88-like
Exons: 16
Coding region: 1-2166 (721 amino acids)
Biological process (GO): protein import into nucleus; mRNA export from nucleus; ribosomal large subunit export from nucleus
Cellular component (GO): nuclear pore
Molecular function (GO): structural constituent of nuclear pore
Source: RefSeq, a predicted model, not a curated record